This is a messenger RNA of Seriola aureovittata, 5263 nucleotides long. Its product is annotated as G-protein coupled receptor 135. The record is from RefSeq and is a predicted model, not a curated record. Gene Ontology annotation, cellular component: membrane. The transcript has 2 exons. Gene Ontology annotation, molecular function: G protein-coupled receptor activity. Bases 1631 to 3088 code for a protein of 485 amino acids. Gene Ontology annotation, biological process: G protein-coupled receptor signaling pathway. NCBI's taxonomy places the organism in Eukaryota, Metazoa, Chordata, Actinopteri, Carangiformes, Carangidae.
GUAGGCAUGUAGAGGGAGAGAGGGGAGCUCGUGCAGAAUCUGCCUCACCUGGGAUUUCUGGAGCAGCUCGUGAGCUGUUGUUGCUAAUGGAGACACAGAGAAGCAGGAACAAGGAGGAACAAGGCCAGUGUAUGUUUUUCUCCUGACAGAGAUCAACAGGGUGGGAGCCGCUACAUGUCAGACGAUGUGUUUUUUUCUCUCCUCCCUCCAGCGGCGCUGAUCACAGCUGAGGAAGAGGAGAUGGAUUGACUUUCUUCUUCUUCUCCGUAUUAAGAAUUUUCAGAGGCCAGAACCUGAACAACAACUGAAGAUGUGAAUCGUAGCUUUGCUUGAAACGGAGCCUGUGUUCAUUCAGAGUGAACGGCUGACUGGGCUCUGUUGAACGAAGCUGGAAAACAAACAGGCGUUUGGAAACGACUGAUGGAGAGAAACAGCUCGUUUGUGUGGAGGUGAAUGUGAACUGACUGUCCCAAGUCUUAGGAAGAAACGGAAUAAAUAAACCGUGUUCUACUAACAGAUAGCGGGCAUUUAUAUUGAGCAUGCUUUAACUAACUGUGGAUACGACCCCGGUGGUCAAAUUUAACAGAGGGUAAACCAAUAACACAGAACUUCCUGGUAAGUUAUUUAACUCAGAGAGGUGAAGGUCUAAAUAUGUUAUGUAGACAAAAAAAUCUUCUUUUUUAAAAAAAUAAAUGUGCACAUCAGGUUACUCCUGAAAUAGAUGCAAUUGCUAACUAGUUUAGCAGAGCAAAAACCACAUCAUCAAAUCACUGUUGCUAAAUGUAAAUGUGAAUGAAUUACAGAUAUACAAUAGGUGACUCCCCCUGUACAGAGUAUCUUAAAGUGUUGAUGAAUAAACAGUGAAAACCUUAUAAUCACAGCUGUUAAUUCUGCAUAAUAAUCUAUUCUGAAACUGGAUUUAUGCGACACAAAACGCAUGCAUUUUUAAUGAAAGACUCCUGUGGAUCAGUCAUGGCAUCAAUCAGUGACCUCUUUCUCCUGAGAGGUGGGCUUCAAUAGAAAAGUGUCACUGGGAAGUAUUAUGGUAGUAUUACAGCCACUAACACUUACAACAACAAAGCAUAUUUGACAUUGCAUAUAAUUAGUCCCAGAGCCAGUUUUGGCCUGAUAGUCAAUAAUAUGAAAUAUCACAAUAUUUCCUGCUAUAUGCAAUAUUUUACAUGACAUCAAAAUGAUUACAUUUCUUUUGCAGUUUUGCACAGUCAAAAUAUAAAUAUACAUAUAACUUAAAAUUCAACAACAUAAUUAUAUAUAUAUAUAAAAAGAUAGUAUUAAGAUAGUAAAAGGUAAUAUUGUAUGUCAUGAUAUUUGAGCCGGACUGUAUCGAGAUUAAAUUUUGGAUAUUGCCCGAGCCUACUGGUUAUUGGUAUCCAUCAUACAAAAAGACAUUACAUCCUUUUAUCAUGAACACAGACUUGACUACCCCCUUUUCAUUUUCUCUGUUGAUGGAUUUGAAGAUGCUGAAAGCAGGAAACGACACACGGAUGAGGAGGAGUCAUUAUCAGCAGCCAUGUCUGACUCCAGGAACCCGACACUGACUGACUCUGAUCCGACUGGAUGUUUGUGAGAUAAGGGAUGAGUUUUGUUGUGUUGUUUUUGUGCGUCAUCGAUGGAGUCGCCUGUUAGCACGGCCCUGUGGGGCGGUGGUGGCAGCAACUACACAGCUGACAACUCUGGGCCGAGCUUCAUCAACCAGCUAGGCACUGGCUCACCUGUUGUGCCGAGGGUUGUUUCCAUAGUUACCAGUCUAGUGACUGCCACCACAGAGGCCACAGUGGGCACCACAGGAAACCUGUCGGCGUUCAGAGACCAAAGAAGGAGCGAGCUGAGUCAAACCCAUCCGGCAUCAACCCCGUCUGUCCUGAGCGCCGUUGAGAGUAACUCUGUUCUUCAGGGCAUCACCGUGGCAGCUCAGGCCCUGGUGCUCCUCUCCAUCUUCCUCCUCUCCAGCCUUGGUAACUCAGCCGUUGUUAUCGUCAUCAUCAAACACAGGCAGCUUCGAACCGUGACCAACGCCUUCAUCAUGUCUCUGUCGCUGUCUGACUUCCUCACGGCUGUUUUGUGUCUGCCCUUCUCCUUCAUCAUGCUCUUCAGUAAGGACGGGAUCUGGAUGUUUGGGGAUAAUUUCUGUGUGGCCAACGGCUUCUUCAACACCUGCUUUGGUAUCAUCUCCACCCUGACCAUGACUCUGAUCUCUUUUGACAGGUACUACGCCAUAGUCAGGCAGCCACAGGCGAAAAUUGGGCGCCAGAAAGCGACUCAGUUGUUGGUAGCUGUGUGGUUAACUGCUGUCAUCUUUUCUUUACCCUGGUACCUGUUAGUCCGGACGCCGGCAGAAAUCCAUAAGCGAGGUUUCUACCACUGUAUGUACGUGUUCCACUCUGGGACGUCACGCAUGGGGACGGCUUACAGCAUCUGCCUCAUCAUGGUGUGUUAUUUACUGCCCUUCUCCCUCAUGUGUUUUUGCCAUUACAACAUCUGUAAGACGGUCCGGCUCUCAGAGAUCCGAGUCCGACCAGUGACCACGUACGCAUACUUAUUGCGGUUCUACAGUGAAAUGAGAACAGCAACCACGGUUCUGAUUAUGAUCGUUUUCAUCAUUUUCUGUUGGGGGCCAUAUUGUUUAAUGGGGUUGGUCACAGCAAUGGGAGACUAUAAAUUCAACCCCGCAAUGGACACGGUGGCAAUCUGGCUCGCCUGGGCAAACGGAGCCAUCAACCCUCUGAUCUACGCCCUGAGGAACCCCAACAUAUCCAUGUUACUGGGGCGGAACAGAGAGGAGGGCUAUCGGACCAGAAAUAUCGCUGCGUACCUCUCCAGCCAAACCCAGAACCGCGAGGUUCGGCUCAACCAAGCAGACAGGAUAAGGGACCGCUACGUAAGCCGGGUAGGGGUGAACAAUAACAGCAGACUGUCGAGUUCCAGUCCUGGAAAAGGAGGAGAGGUGGCAAUGUGGGCCUGUAAAAACCCCGCUGUAUUCUUCUGCAGGGACGCCCAGUCUGACACCACAACACUACCCAACUCUGUCAGCACUCUAAAGAUGAAGACAGCUGACACCAGCCUGUGACGUUCUGGACCGAGUUUGAACUAUCUGAUAAUGGUUUCCAUCUGAUCUGUAUUUACAGUUGAGGAUCUGGAGACUGCUGUCACCAGUUUAAGGUCUUCAGAAAUACCUGACAGUAUUCGUGUCUCGUCGGAUCACAGCAUCUCAUAAACGUUCAUGAUCCCAAUCAAAACUUGACCAGAUUUUGUUCCAUGAAUCAGGAGGAUAAUGAGUUUUUCGUAUAGUUCUAUUAAUUGACAGAACUGUCAGGAAGACAAAAGUCAUGAUGGUGAAAACUCAGUUUGAGCAACUGCUGUAUAACAGCUAAUGAGUUACAUGAAAUCCUUCCUAAAUUUGGAGGACACCAUGAAGUCCUCUGAAGGAUCCACAGGACCAGCCUGAAGACCUCUGGAAGGGGAUGUUGAGUAUUGUGACGCCUGUGCUGCAAUUUCUUCAUGUCAUUUCAUAUGUCAAUAUGGAAAAUUGAUAAGGAUGUAGCAUUUCCUUGAUCCUAAACCAUCCAUGUUUAAAACAUAUAUGUACUGUACAUGUCAUUUUCAGUAAUUUGCUUUAAUGCUUAAAACAACCUGAAGUUACAAUCUCCCAACGAAACUUGUUAGAACCUCCAACUGCCUCGUCACACCAGGGUGAAGUUCAUCCACACUACUGUAGCUUAUUAAGCUAACCACUAAGACUACGUCCACACUACUACGUUUUCAUUUUAAAACAAUCUACAUCCAGAGUAACACACCUAAAAACGCAUAACUACAUGACCAUUCAUGUACACUGAGCAUAUGUGAGCCGGUGUAAACAAGGAGCAGAUUGUUUACUCUGCAGUUGAUUAGUCUUACAACAUGCUACAAAUGAGAAACAGCAAAAACAGUUGUAGAAUUAAAAUACAGUAAUUAACUGAACAACAGCUGCUAGAAAAGACAAGAUCAGUAACAACAGUAAUUCAUUUUAUCGUUGUAUUCAAUACUGGUAGUCCAAUCAGGAGCAACCGUGGGUGUCUAGGUCAUUGUUUCCAAAGGUGUCCGUUUCUGUCCGUCCAGAUGACAACACAACCCCAGGGUUUUCAAAUUAAAACGGAUUCGCAUUUACAAAACUCGAAGGGAAAGAGAUGCGUUUGUCUCCGAAAAUGCAGUAGUGUGGACGUAGCCAAAGGCUGUGUCCACACUGGAUGUGGGCGUAUGUGUGGCGGGUGUGUUUUCGUUUUCAUUUCUGCACCCAUGUUAACAAGUUAGAGAAGACAUGCCUCACGCUUCGAGAGAUUCGGCCUUUUGGCUAUUUUUCACGUGUGACACGUCUCUGAGCAACAUCACAUAAAACUGACACCCACCACUAUUGUUUCUAUGUCUAGGCUGAAUCUGAUUAUGACCAAGACAUGGAAAAAUAUAAACCAUUUAAGCAGCUGCAUGUGGAGACAGUGGCACUUUACUGACAUUUUCAGUUUAAAAUAAAUCAGAAAUGAAUUUAUAAUGAAGAGAAAUCCAACAGCUGAGUACCCUGUAAACUCUUAUGUAGAGAGAUAGUGCUGCAGUAACGGCGACGCAGCAGACACACACAAACAAUGCAGUCAGUGUGUUCCCGGCAUAAGACACUAGCCAGCAGGGGAAAUGCUAAUGCUAACUGCACUUGAAUGAAUUGACUUGGCUCUGAAAUGUUGCUGUCUUAACUGCAGGUGUGACCAGGCCAGUAGGUUGUGAUGAUGGAUGGUUUGUUGGAUUAAUUAUCAUGGUUUAAUUUGUUUGAAGCUGAGAUGUUGUAGAUCAGAAACUGUGAAUAUUAAAAGUCAUAAUGUUUUGUUGUUUAGAUGUGAGGACUUUUCAUCAUGUCUGUCUGUUGCUGCCUGUUGUUUUGAUUUAUUACUUAUACUUACUUACUUAUUAUUUGAUUUGAUCAUGAUUAUUCAUCAGCUUGAAUGUAUCUCAACAGGAUUUGAGUUGCACUCUCACAAAUACAAUGAAAGAUUUAACACUGUGAGACAGGCGUGAUUUCUUAACAGUGUUUUCACAACAGAAAAUGAUUUUAAAAAUGAAAUGACCAGUUUAGACACACAAGGACGGACAAGGAUUCAGGUGCCAAACAGGAGGGAAAAUAUGUCAUCUCUUGACACGUUGACUUGUUUGUGUAACUGCAUUUUCAUAUCAUUGUUUUUUGUUGACAAUAAAGAGGUUGCUAAAAAAAGUUUGACUUCAA